AUGGCAACUGGGGUGCAAUGUGUUUUGAUUCAUUAUCACUUACAUCCCCCGGUCUUCUACAUACAUUUCAUCGCCCACCAGAACUUACACAAUGAUCCGAGUUGCGAUGGACAGCCACCGACCAAUCACUGGACCCUUUUCCUCCAAACAAUUGUCCCUGGUGAAGUUGGGAGACCUGGUAUGGUCGUUCGCGAAGACGAAACCUGCAAAUUUACAGACGAUCACAUCUACAAGGUGUCAACGGAGGCUGCCUGUGGAAUCACUGUGGAGAACAUUCUCACUGUGAUUAUCAAGCAUAAAAGGGACAACUAUAUUUUCGCACCCAUCGGAGAGGGAUGUGGAUACUGGUUGCAUACACUCGCGCUCGACCUUGCCAAUGCGAGCAUUAUCUCAACGAGCGCUGCAAAUGAGGCCAGAGUGGCGCUGACCAAGUACUGGCCAUAUCUGCCGGGUACUGCACCUCAGGAGAGGGCCAUGGCAGUAGGCCGAUUCUUCUAA
Laetiporus sulphureus 93-53 is the source of this 498-nucleotide messenger RNA. RefSeq lists its product as uncharacterized. The coding region runs from base 1 to 498 and encodes 165 amino acids. The record is from RefSeq and is a predicted model, not a curated record. The transcript has 2 exons. Lineage: Eukaryota; Fungi; Basidiomycota; Agaricomycetes; Polyporales; Laetiporaceae.